AGCCCCAAAAGCAAGGAAACUCAAUAAUGGCGAUUGCCUACGACUGGAAAAGCAGUGAUGGCUUUGAUGCCGACUUUGGCUGGAAUCGCUCCUUCUCCGAGCCGGAUCUCACAGCCAACCAGAAGAACCAGGGCGACCUUAGCCGGUUUGCCAUCAAGCAUCCGCACGAGUAUAUAGCCGUUGAUGACCUCAAGUACUUCCGUCGCCGCCAGCCCGUCCAGCUGCACACGCGGAGCAACGUCUGUCUGUACAAUAGCGACGAGCCAGUGGUCAGUUUUGGAUCCUUGAAGAGCGAGUAUCGCAAGCACUUCCGUGGCCAAGGCCCACAAAACCGUCCCAGAUCCCUGCUGAGGCGAUCGACGUCGCUGCGUCUGGAGGGAUUAAUGCAGCUGCUGUCGGAGCACCAAGAGAAAUACCACUGGUACACGCCCGAGGAUCUGCAAUUCUCCCGCACCUUUCCGGUUCGCAAUCCCGAGAACUUGCAGUUGGGCAACGGCGGCGGAGCCAGCAGAGAGGCCACCAGUGGCGCCGAUGGCAUGAAGAACUCCUCGUACCUCAUGGCUCCCAUGGUGGAUCCCAGCGCCAAGAUCUUGCCUCGUGAGGUUUUCCUCGACGAGUCAGAGCUGGCGGCUAGGAAUCACAACCAACCCACCAGCAAGCUGGCCGCGGACAAGUUCCGUCGCGAUGUGGCCGCCCAGGAGCAGCAGCGGUGCCACCUGCAGAUGCGGGCCCAGGCCGUGGACCGUGAGCAGCAGGGUCAGCAGCCGGAGCCGUCCGAGUACCGUCGCCAGUUCGUCCAACAGUUCCCCGAGAAGGCGCACUCCAUACCCCAGAUGAGCAGCAUCAAGAUUCAGGGGGAGUUUGUGGCCGUGCCGGAGUACAGGGACAGCUUCCGAAUGUAUGCCAACUACUCGAAAAGUGCUCCGAUUAAGAAGGACGACAACCUGCGCGUGUCCGGCUCCGAGGGUGCCUGUGAGCCUAGCCCCGAGGUGCCGGAGUAUCGCGACAAAUUCAUCGACCCACCCAAGCACGUGGCCAAAGAGAAGUCCCUCAAGACGGAUGACCAUCUGCGUCCGCGCGGGGAGUUCACCAAAGAGAUUCCCGAGUACCACGAGAGCUUCCGAGACCCGCACAUCACCGAGAUGCCGGAGCGUGGCAAGCCGCGGGAGCCCUUUCUCCGGCUGCGCGGCAAGAUCGAAUUUAAUCCGGAGUAUCGCAACAAUUACCAGGAUUUUCCCCGCUCCCGUCCCGUAGUCCAAAAGCCCACCUCCUGCUUCCGGCUGCCCACCUCGGGCAUGAAUCACGCCCUCUCUGUACAGCAUCAUCAGGCGGGUGAGGAUCUGGAGACGCCUGUCCUGGUGACCGUUCCUCCCUCGGAGGUCACAGCCACGCCAGAGUACCGCCGGGCCCAGUACAACUAUCAGCUAAGAGAGCGUCCAAGGGAAUUGGAUGCAGGUCCCUCAGGGAUGCCUGGCAGCCUGCGCAAAAGCUCGGAUUCCUCAUUGGAGGCACGACAGCCUCAGGCUCCGCACAAGCGCAGAACCUCGCGUCAGCGUGGACAGAUCAAGGAGCCAGUACAGCCCACGGCGGCGGCGGCUCACUUUGAGGAUGUGGGCGGCAAUGCAGCCAAGAAGCCAGCCAGAUAUGGCCGGAGAGCCUCUGUCCUGCAGAAUGCCUCCAACUGCCGGGAUAACUCGUCGAUCAUCGAGGGGAAUCCCAAGUAUGCCGUGGGCUGUCGCCGCUCGAAGCAGCCGCAGCAGCAGCAGCCAGCAGGAGCCUUUGUGGUCCUUGACGAGCCCUGCAAGCCUUCCAACUGGAUGAAAAAGACCUGGUACGACUCCUAG
Molecule: messenger RNA, 1844 nt
Organism: Drosophila kikkawai
Lineage: Eukaryota; Metazoa; Arthropoda; Insecta; Diptera; Drosophilidae
Source: RefSeq, a predicted model, not a curated record